ACUAUAUAUAAAUGACGUCACAGAUGGUGGGAGUCGGCAAGGCGGUGGUGGUGGUGGUGUCGUUGGCUGUGGUGGUGGUGUCGUUGGCUGUGGUGGUGGCUGCUGCAGAUGACGACGAGAGGAAGAUGAGGUUAUUUGGGGUGGUCAGCAGCACCUCUGUCACCCUCUUCGCCUCCGUCACCGUCACCUCCCUCACUACCUGUCUCUCUGUCUCUGCUACUCCCUGUCUCGGCCGCAGGAAGAGGGAUUCCUUUAAACUUAUGAAGGAUGAUGAAGUAAACGACCUGCUGUCUUCCUACUUGGACAGCAGCCACAAGGAGAACCACGAGGCUGACGAUCCAUCUUCUACUUCGUCAGGUGAGGAUAGAACAGGGAAGGCCUUUACCAUAUGGACGUCCUUCUUCACCACCCUGACGAUAACCAGCACCGUCGCCCAGGGAGGAACCACUAUCACGGCGUCCGCUCUCUGUUCCGCCCCGGGGCUCACUGCUGGCUGCUUCUUAGGGUAGAUAGCUUGGCUUGGCUUGGCCCCCUCAGAUGACACCCAGGUUUUUGUAGACGUCUUCGAUAUCUUCCAGUUAAUUGUGUCUUUAUCACCAGUCAGUGUCCAGAUGAAGGAAGUUCUACCGGUCAGAGGACCAGAUGAAGGAAGUUCUAACAGACAGAAGAUCAGAUGAAGGAAGUUUCACCAGUCAGAGGACCAAAUGUAAGAAGUUCUACCAGUCAGAGGACCAGAUGAAGGAAGUUCUACCAGUCAGAGGACCAGAUGAAGGAAGUUCUACCAGUCAGAAGACCAGAUGAAGGAACUUCUACCAGUCAGAAGACCAGAUGAAGGAAGUUCUACCAGUCAGAAGACCAGAUGAAGGAAGUUCUACCAGUCAGAGGACCAGAUGAAGGAAGUUCUACCAGUCAGAAGACGAAGAUGACUGUCACCCAACAAAAAUUCAUUAACUGUUUGACUACUGAACUGACUGUAUUGUUCUUGUUGUUGUUGUUUUAUGCGUUAUGUAAAGCUCAGUAUCUCUCUCGUGUGUACAUAUAAUAUAAGGGAAUAAUAAAAUAAAUACCAUAA
Homarus americanus (American lobster) is the source of this 1072-nucleotide messenger RNA. RefSeq lists its product as uncharacterized. The record is from RefSeq and is a predicted model, not a curated record. NCBI's taxonomy places the organism in Eukaryota, Metazoa, Arthropoda, Malacostraca, Decapoda, Nephropidae. The coding region runs from base 12 to 509 and encodes 165 amino acids. The transcript is spliced from 2 exons.